GUUGCCCUAGCAACUGGCAGACGAACUGGAAAAAAUGGCGGCUGAGGCCUGCAUGGCUGGAGGAGACUCAGCUGCAGCAGAACCCAACCCGGCCUGGAUCGAAUCCGGGCUCUGCUUGCAACGCUACCUGGCGCGGCUGAAGGCUCUGAGGCUCGCCCCCGACCCCAGCCAGGCCCCGGGAGGGGAGAACGCCAGCCGCCGCCGCCCCGAGCUCCACCUGCUCUUCGACGAGCUCAUGUCCGAGACAUGCGGCCCGGGAGGAGCGGCGCCGUGGGGACCGAAGCCGGAGGACAUUUGUGAACUAAUUGUCCAAGCUUGUAAACUAGUCCAGCUUAAUCAAGAACAUCUUGUCAAUAAAGUGUGCCAAUUAAUUCACCAGCUGCUCAACAGAUUCCAGGUUGCACUUGAUGAAGAGAGCCUGAAUUAUCUGAUGCCUUAUUUCAUCUCUGCUCUGAGAAAAUGCAGCACCUGGACGCAUGUUGAAAUUCUGCAAGCCUUGGCGGCUUCUGUCUACAACAAUGGACACAAGUGCCAAAAGUAUCUCCCAGAUUUGCUGGGGGAAAACGGACUUCUGGUGCAGUUCAGCAGCCCGGCUGAAACUGAUGCUGAAAGGAAAAGGGCUGCGAUACACAGCAUGGCUAACCUGUGCUUCAGCCUACCUGGACAGCCCUACCUGGAGGAAUCAUACAGAGAGAUCUGCUUUCAGGCUUUCCUGAGCAUCUUACAGUCUUCCAAAGGAACUGAAGUAGAUGACAUCACCUUUUCCAUGCUGCUACAAAACUCUUUGAAAGGAAUCCAGUCGCUCUUAAACGGAGGAAAGAUGAGGCUGACCCAGACUGAUCACCUUGGUUCCCUCCUUGCUGUGUUGAAGAAAUGCAUGUUUCAUGGACUCCCUGGAAUUAACAUAGAAAUGCCCAGCAUCUUAUAUCCAGCACUCCUUCCUCAGUACGACAGUCGGUCACCCAUCGAGCAAGAGAAGUUGGAGCAGAACAGUGUUAAACUGAGCGGGAACAGGAGGAAGAAGCCGAAAGGAAAACCGAAGAAAGGGAAGCCGGAAGAAGAAGGAGUAAAAGAGCAGCCAGGAGGUGCCGAAGGAGGCAGAGUGGAGAAGCCCACAUUAAAGGAUGAGUUAUCGCAAGAUCGGGGCUCGAAGAUGACAAAUUGGGCAUUCAGUGAUAAAUAUCCCUCACUUGCGAAAGAGCGUUUAUCUUCCCACGCUUUCAGCUGGAAGAGAAUCAGCAGCAGUGACUCAGAAUAUUCUGAUGCGGAAGGUGGAAUGCAGAGCAAAACAAGGUCUUUCCAAGCUAAAGUUCGCCAAGGGGCUUUAACCUGCUUCCUUUCCACUGUGAAAUCCAUAGAGAAGAAAAUCCUCUACGGUUACUGGUCAUCAUUUAUUCCCGAUGAGCCUGGAAUAGGAAGCCCACAGACGGUGUCUUUGAUGACAAUUGCUUUAAAAGAUCCUUCCCCUAAGACUCGGGCCUGUGCUUUCCAAGUUCUCUCCGCCAUUCUGGAAGGUUCCAAGCAAUUCCUGUCCAUUGCCGAAGAUGCCGUUGAUCACAAGAGAGCAUUCACCCCCUUCUCGGUGAGCAUUGCCUCCAGCAUCCGAGAACUUCACCGGUGUAUGCUGUUGGCUUUGGUGGCCGAAACCUCGUCCCAAACCCUCACCCAGAUAAUCAAGUGCCUUGCCAAUCUAGCCUCAAAUGUACCGUACAGCCGCUUGAAGCCUGGUCUGCUAUCAAGAGUAUGGAACCAGAUAAAGCCGUACAUUAAACAUAAAGAUGUUAACGUUCGAGUGUCAAGUCUCACUUUACUGGGUUCCAUCGUGUCGGCUCAAGCCCCUUUGCCAGAAGUGCAUCUCCUUUUGCAGCAGCCUACCUCUUUGGGGAUGAGCGACGGCACACCCAGCCUGCCGCUCCGUUCCGGUGCACCUGAAUGGCGUAGAGAACCCGUUCUGGUCUCAGGAGAACCAUUGCUUGCCCUGGAGAAGACACCAACUGAGCCCUGUUGGCUCCUGCGUCUCUGCAUCUCUCUUGCUGUGUUGCCCCGAGAAGAUUGCUAUUCGGAUAGUGACACCAGCUGCCCGUCAACGGUUAGCACCUAUGAACCCUCGCCAGUUCGCCUGGAGGCACUGCAGGUUUUAGCUCUGCUUGUGAAGGGCUAUUUUAUCCUCGCUCAAGGCUGUUUAUUAGAACUUGGCGAAGUGGCUUGUAAAUGCAUGGAGGAAGCAGAUCCAUCACUUCAGCUCCAUGGGGCAAAACUUCUGGAUGAACUUGGAGUGGGUAUAAUACAACAGUACAAGCCAGACCUAGUUGCAGAUCAGCGGGUACCCAUUGAUGUGGUUGUGACAUUCUGGACAAGGAUGCUUAAUGGACCUUUACCAGCUGCCCUCCAAAACUCCGAGCACCCAACUCUCCAGACCAGCACCUGUGACUCCCUCUCUUCUAUUUUGCCCGAAGCUUUUAGCCGUCUCCCCGGUGACAAGCAGAUCCUUUGCAUCACAGUCCUCCUGGGGCUCAGCCACAGUGAGAACCCUCUGGUGAAAGCCGCAGCUUCACGGGCGCUCGGGGUGUACGUUGUCUUCCCUUGCCUUCGUCAGGAUGUGAUGUUUGUCGCUGACACAGCCAACACAAUUCUGAAUUCGCUUGGUGAUAAUUCUCCAAAUGUCCGUGCCAAAGCCGCUUGGUCUUUGGGGAAUCUGACAGACACUCUAAUCAUCAACAAGGAGCUAAUGGGACAAAGCUUCCAGGAUGAAUUCUCAGACUUGUUACUCCUGAAAAUGUUACGAACAGCAACCGAGGCAUCAAAAGACAAGGAUAAGGUCAAGAGCAAUGCUGUCCGAGCCCUGGGAAACCUCCUUCAUUUUCUCCAGCCGUCCCACAUCGCCAAUCCCAGAUUCAGCCAACCCAUCGAGGAAUCCAUCCAGGCUCUGACUUCGACGGUGCAGAGUGAUGCCACGAUGAAAGUGCGUUGGAAUGCCUGCUACGCCCUGGGAAAUGUCUUUAAAAACCCUGCCUUGCCAUUGGGAGAAGCCCCUUGGACCGGCAAGGCCUAUGACGCCCUGACGUCAGCAGUCAAAUCCUGCAAGAAUUUUAAAGUCCGCAUCAAAUCAGCCGCAGCUCUCUCCGUGCCAUCUGAGAGGAGGCAUUAUGGGACCCCCAAGCAGUUUUCUCAGAUUUGGGAGGCGCUGGUGACCGCUUUGCAGUGCAGUGAGAAUGCCGAAGACUUCUUGGAGUUCAAAUACAGCGCCAGCCUCCGAAUGCACCUGUGCCACGCUCUGCUUCGUCUGCUCAGCCUGGCCGAGGAGACUGACCUGCCGGACAUCAGGAGGACCGUGAUCGAGCAGGGAGACAUAAUUCGGGUGUAUAUGUUGCAGUAUAUGAAAUCAGGAGCUGACGGUGAGGAAGUUGGAAUAGGAGAAACCAUUCCUGAAAGGGACAGAACCCUGGAAAGGGCCAUUGAGCACGUGCGAAGGGUGGAGGAAGCCUCUGAAGGCUCCCCAGUGAAAAGGGGGACGUUGGCUUACUUAGAAGACCUCUUGAAAACCCACAACUGUUCCAUAGAAUUCACCAAAGCUUAAAAUGGCAAGAUUAAGAAGCCAAGCCAGGCCUGUGCUUAUUACGAACACCCCCCCAAAAGAAGAUUAGAGAUGAAGACUGGUAUUCAGCAGGUUCUGACCAGUUCUGGAGAACCGAUAGCGGAAAUUUUCAGAGAACCGGCAAAUACCACCUC
This is a messenger RNA of Thamnophis elegans (Western terrestrial garter snake), 3729 nucleotides long. It is a transcript of the gene HEATR6, whose product is annotated as HEAT repeat containing 6. NCBI's taxonomy places the organism in Eukaryota, Metazoa, Chordata, Lepidosauria, Squamata, Natricidae. The record is from RefSeq and is a predicted model, not a curated record. The transcript has 20 exons. Bases 35 to 3577 code for a protein of 1180 amino acids.